Molecule: messenger RNA, 3275 nt
Organism: Oryctolagus cuniculus (rabbit)
Lineage: Eukaryota; Metazoa; Chordata; Mammalia; Lagomorpha; Leporidae
Gene: WNT7A
Product: Wnt family member 7A
Biological process (GO): cell fate commitment; positive regulation of JNK cascade; neuron differentiation
Cellular component (GO): extracellular region
Molecular function (GO): frizzled binding; cytokine activity
Source: RefSeq, a predicted model, not a curated record
CGCGCCUAGCGCACUUGCACCGGCCGCUCGCGCGCAGCCCGGCGUCGCCCCGCGCCGCGCUCGCUCCUCCCUCCCUCCUCCCGUUCCGUGGCUCCCGCGCUCCCGGCGAGUCUCAGGCGCGGAGCGCGCGGACGGGCGCACCGAGCCGCCGACCGCCCCGGGGACGCUUCGGCCCGCGCCUCCCGGGCGGGCUAUGUGGAUUGCCCCGCGGGGGCCGGCCCGCGGGAUCAGCACUGCCCGGCCCGCGGCCCCGGCGACCAGCGGGGACUAUGAACGGGAAGGCGCGGCGCUGCUUGGGCCACCUCUUUCUCAGCCUGGGCAUGGCCUACCUCCGGAUCGGUGGCUUCUCCUCGGUGGUUGCUCUGGGAGCCAGCAUCAUCUGUAACAAGAUCCCAGGCCUGGCUCCCAGACAGCGGGCGAUCUGCCAGAGCCGGCCGGACGCCAUCAUCGUCAUAGGAGAAGGCUCGCAAAUGGGCCUGGACGAGUGUCAGUUUCAGUUCCGCAAUGGCCGCUGGAACUGCUCGGCGCUGGGCGAGCGCACGGUCUUCGGAAAGGAGCUCAAAGUGGGGAGCCGGGAGGCUGCCUUCACGUACGCCAUCAUCGCUGCCGGCGUGGCCCACGCCAUCACAGCGGCCUGUACCCAGGGCAACCUGAGCGACUGCGGCUGCGACAAGGAGAAGCAAGGCCAGUACCACCGGGACGAGGGCUGGAAGUGGGGUGGCUGCUCCGCCGACAUCCGCUACGGCAUCGGCUUCGCCAAGGUCUUUGUGGAUGCCCGGGAGAUCAAGCAGAAUGCCCGGACGCUCAUGAACUUGCACAAUAACGAGGCGGGCCGCAAGAUCCUGGAGGAGAACAUGAAGCUGGAGUGCAAGUGCCACGGUGUGUCGGGCUCGUGCACCACUAAGACCUGCUGGACCACGCUGCCCCAGUUCCGGGAGCUGGGCUACGUGCUCAAGGACAAGUACAACGAGGCCGUGCACGUGGAGCCGGUGCGCGCCAGCCGUAACAAGCGUCCCACCUUCCUGAAGAUCAAGAAGCCACUGUCGUACCGCAAGCCCAUGGACACGGACCUGGUGUACAUCGAGAAGUCGCCCAACUACUGCGAGGAGGACCCGGUGACGGGCAGCGUGGGCACGCAGGGCCGUGCCUGCAACAAGACGGCCCCCCAGGCCAGCGGCUGCGACCUCAUGUGCUGCGGCCGCGGCUACAACACCCACCAGUACGCCCGCGUGUGGCAGUGCAACUGUAAGUUCCACUGGUGCUGCUACGUCAAAUGCAACACGUGCAGCGAGCGCACUGAGAUGUACACGUGCAAGUGAGCCCGCGACGGGCCGCGCGCCACCCUCCGGCUGUGAGCAAGACUGCUUCGGGGGCUGCGCCGUUCCAGGCUGCAGGCUCCCCAGGAGGCCGCUGCCUCCAUCUUCCCGGGGAACCCCGGGAACGCUGAGUUUGUCUUUUUCUGCUGAGUGGGGCGGAGCUCUUCUCCUGGGUUUCCCGCGGAUGGGAUGCUCGUGGAGAAGAUCGCUCAGAGCCCUCGACGAUUCUGUUCCACAUCCAAUGCUGCUCCACCCUCCCCCAGACACCGCCCAGGUCCCUCCGUGGCUAGAGUGAAGUCCUUCGCAGCAGGAACUCUGGACCCUCGGGCCUCAUCAUAGCAAUAUUUAACAGUUUAUUCUGAUACAAAAUAAUAUUAAUUUAUUUAAUUAAAAGAGUUCUUCCACCUCGUCGGAUCCGUUUUCUGCAAUCAAAGUGGACCACGUGCUCUCCUGCCAGGCCGACUCUGUCACUAGGAACAGGAACUGAGCAGAACUAAACACAGGCAUCUGGACGCAGCGGCCGCGGCGAGCUGGGUUUGCAGGUGUCCCCUUCCUUUUUUCACCACUAGGCGUUUAAGGACGAGAGCAGACACCUGUACACAUGUACAGCUCUCCAUCCACGCACGUUUCUGUUGUUUUGCUGUUUGCUGCUACCUAUCCAGAACUUUACGCUGGUCCAGACUUGGAGAUGUUUGCCGUGAAAACGUUUCCCACCCUUUUCCCUCCCCGGUUUAGACUUCAGCAUUAGAAAAAUUCAGUUUGGAAUACAGAGUUGGGGGGGGGGUGGGGAGAAGGGGAGAGAGAGGGAGAGAGAGAGAAAAAGGGAGAGAGGGAGAGAGGGAGCGAGAGAGGACGGAGAGAGAAAGAGAAAGGGAGUGCUAGAUUCCCAGCAGUGUCUAUCUUUUGGAAAGUGAGCCACUGGAUAAGAGACUAUUUUGUAAGAGGCUAUUUUUAUAUGAAUAUUUUAUUUAUAAUGAGUCGGCCUGCGUCACCCCACAGCCUAUGCCUCCUCUUAAUGCUCAGCCUCACUCUGGGGCAAGGAUGGGUGAGGCUGGGCGAGAGGUCAGGCCCUCCACCUCCCUCCCAUGCUGGGUCCUGCUUGCCAAGGACCCCUGGGUACUGGAGCUGAGCCGUCUCGGGGUUAAUGGAACAAGAACUUAAAUCCCUGGCCUCAGGCUGUUGUGGCCCCUGUUAGGGGAGGGUCAUGAGGGCUGACCCCGGGGAGGAGUGGCCAUAGUGAGCGAGUCCUGCCCUGAGCAUUGUGUGCUGUCACCAUCAGCAGCAGCCAGCUCAGGGAGCCCUGGCCCCACCGGGACACCCCCGCCAUUGCCUGUGUGUCACUCGGGGUGAGGUGCAGUCCUCAGAAGGGGGCAGAGAAGCAGGUGCAGCAGGGGCUACAGCCCGCUGGCACUUCCUAGAUGUCAACCCCAGGGCAGACCUGUAGGGAGAGGUGGGCGGGGCACCCGCUCCUUGGGGCCAGCCAUGCCCAGUGCUUCUCACCAUGAAAGCUCUGCCCUAGAGGGCUGUGGACAUUCUCCUGUGUCUGUCUGCAUGUGUGUGUGUGUGUGUGAGUGUGAGAGAGAGAGACACCUUGGGGAAUCCUGAGAUGUUUCUGUGACUUCACACCUGGAAGCACUUCUGGCACUCCCAAGUGUCCCCAGGUAUCUGUUUAUCCCUCUCCAGGUGCCUGUGCAUGGAGCUGUGUGCCUGCCCCUCUGCUGCUUCCUGGGGGUCUUUGCUUGCAGGUGAGGCAGACAGCAGCACCCUUCUGGUCAUAUUGAGCCAUAAGCGAUGGCCCCUCUGGAUGGUGUUCCCCCAGCCACUGGGGAAGCUCAGAGACCUCCGAGAGCACAGCCCCAUGCUGCCAUGUGCUGGGAGCCCCACCACCUCUGUCUAGCUCCCUGCCGUCAGCGCCAGGCCUGGAUCACAGCAUGAACAAAUAAAAAUGGCUGGAUGGUU